This is a messenger RNA of Anopheles bellator, 521 nucleotides long. RefSeq names its product small integral membrane protein 13. NCBI's taxonomy places the organism in Eukaryota, Metazoa, Arthropoda, Insecta, Diptera, Culicidae. The transcript has 2 exons. The coding region runs from base 252 to 521 and encodes 89 amino acids. The record is from RefSeq and is a predicted model, not a curated record.
AUUGAAUACGAACAAACCGCAUAGAAAUUGUGCAUGGAUAGGCGUGUGUGAAUGUGUGUGACACGGACAAAUGUCAGAGGCUGCCGUCAGUUGUUGACUCGUUUGCUGCGCCAGCAUUUCGCCGUCGAAUUCCACAUCACAUUGAUUCGGCCGCGAAUGCUUGCGGUUCCGUCGCACGUAGUUUUUACCACACUCUUUAUGUGAAGUGUAAAUAGGGUUGUGUUACUUUAAACUGCCCCUGCAAUGCAAUCAUGAAUGUGCAGGACGGUAUCAAUGCUGCCUUUUCGGUGCUGCUUUCAUUGUUCAUAGUGAUCGUUUUGGUUUGUUUAGGCUGGUAUCUGGUGUGGAAGCUGUUUCUCUCCCGCUUUAAGCUAGUCCGCGAGCUGCUCGGUAUCGCGCAAUCGAACGAACACUCUCCGGUGCACGGGUCCAGCAAAGAUCAGGCCGCAGGAGUUGGAGCGGUCAGCAGCACUGUAACCGCCGACAGCAAGAUACGCACCCGAAGAGUACGACGUGAUUAG